Molecule: messenger RNA, 975 nt
Organism: Salvia hispanica
Lineage: Eukaryota; Viridiplantae; Streptophyta; Magnoliopsida; Lamiales; Lamiaceae
Source: RefSeq, a predicted model, not a curated record
AUGGAGGCUGAGACAUUUUACUUAUUCUAUGUAGGAGCCAAUCCUGAGUCUAAGGAUUUGAUGAAUUCCUCGAGCGGGGGGAAUUUCACUAAGAACAAGGCAAGUGAAGCACGUGAGAUUAUGGGAAGGUUAAUAGAUGCAAAGAAGGCGUAUGAUAACCCAUGUACUAUCAUGAGGAGAAGCUCAACUAAUGUAGUAAAGGAGAAAGAAGGAGAAGGGGUUGGAGACAGAAUAGAUCGUCUGGAGAAGGCACUUCUAAGCGCUAUUGAAAAGAAAAAUUCCCCAGCCUCGCGGGAAAAGGAAAAGUCGCUAGGAGAAUUCCAAGCCCAGGUGAACGCAGUGGGGAAUUGGAAUCAGAAUAACCAGAAUACAAGCUGGAAUCAGUGGAAGAUCAAAGAGGCCCCAUGGAGAGACAACCCUUAUUUCAGAUGGGCUGAUGGGAACCAACAGCUUCAACUACAGUACCCAGGUCCAGCAGAAACCCAACAGAAUUGGCCUAACCGUAAUCAAGAAGGGCCACAGCACAACAACUCGAAUUGGUCAAGGAAGAAUCAAGAAGGGCCGAACAACUGGAGUUACCGCAAUCAAGGGGAUCAAUCCAAUUGGAGCAAUAGGAACCAGAGUAAUCAAGGGAAUUCUUAUGUGCCACCACACCAGAGGAAUGCCACGGGGAACAAUAAGAAUUUCCAGCAUAACCACCAAGGGAAUCAAGGGUCAGGAAAUCAAUUCAGCAACAAUCAGGGAGGUCGAGGAAACUAUUUCCCGAAUCAGGGGAGUGGACCGAACCAUAAUCAAGGGUCAAGUUCCAAUCAGCCAAACUAUAGGCCUCAGAGGAAUCUGGAUGAUAUGGUACACGACCUAGUCAGCUCUCAACAACAUAUGCAGAACAACAUGCAUGCCAAUAAUGAUGUGGUACAUAAAAUUCAAGAUGCACAACAGGAGCAGAAGUCUGCCAUGGACAUGUUGGCCAAGUAA